AUGUCCACGUUUGGGAGUCCCUCAGCCAUGACUCGUGGUGUUCAAUCGUCGCCUUCAUCUAAACCCGCCUCGCCAACCGCUGGUAAUGUUUCCGACAAGUCAGCAAAUAAUUCAAAUAGAGGUACCCACACCAACAACCAUCCCUUGUCAACCUCGUCACCACUCCAUCGUCAACCAAAAUUUCCACAAGAUGUGGUCGACUCUUCGGGCCGCAUCACCAACAACCAUAACGGCAAAAAAUCAGCACCGCAUACGGGGCCAUCGCGCCCACGUCAAGAAAUUAUUGAGCUUGAUAGCGACACGGAACCAAAUAGCGCCUCGGGAAAAUUGAACUCAUCUAUCGCCCCUUCAGCAAGGAAUAGAUCUCUCCUCGGCCAACCGUUCGAUCCUGUUAGGAGUGGAUCCACUGCUAAAUCCGGCCAUCGUGCUUCCGCGUCGCCUUCUAUAUCCUCGCUGAUCGACCCGCAGCCACUAACCGAACCUCAUGCCGCGGCCUUAUCGUCCGACAAGCAAUUCAAUUCGUCCUUCGCUUCGGACACUGCUGUCGGAAAUGGUGUGAGGGUAGAGAAAUUGCCGCGAUCCGGCGAGGUGGGGGAUUCACUAAACCGAUCGCCGAAAUCGAAAAAUGGUACAGCUCCUUCUUCUGCAGCUGCAUCUCCCAAACCCCGACCGUCUCUGCCUUCGACCUCUGGCAAUGGAUUAUUAUCGGGUGUUUUACCAGGUACGACUGCUGCUACUAGCGAAGCAUGUAUCCCCAACAUUUAUAUUCAUGUUCCUCUCAAUGGGGAGCACAACAAAUAUGUUAACUUUGCUAAACUGGCGGAGGAGCGUUACGGAUGGGCAGCUUUGAACCCAAAGCUCGCGAGAGCUAGGGAAAAUAUGAUGAAAGGGGACAGUGGUGAUGAGAUGAUGGUUGAUGGCUCGGAAUCGGAGUCGAAUAUUGAAAUGGAUAAGCCGAUGGACUCCGAAGGUGGGAAGCGAAAAAAGAGAAGGCAUCAAGACAUUUAUGACAAAAACGACCCCUUCAUUGACGAUACCGAGAUGCUUUGGGAAGAGCAAGCUGCCGCCUCAAAGGACGGUUUCUUCGGGGAGAAACCCCAAAUUGAAAGGGCCGAUGGCACCGUAAAGAGAGGACGCGGGCGUGGGCGUGGCGGUACCACUCGUGGCACGGCGGCUGCACGAGGUCCUACCAUCAGGAAACCUCGUCUCACAAAGAAGGAAAAGGAAAGAAUGGAGAAGGAGAAGGAGGAACGUGAAAAGACAUUCUUUCAAGUCACUUCUGUUAAACCUCCCGGUGGUGGUUGACACUACCUGUGUCUGGCUGGCUGGGUUGUUUCCUUGGGGUGGAUGUUUUUCGUCUUUCAUUUUUCUAGUUGUAUUCCAUAAACUUGGGAGAGGGGAUCUGUAAAACUAGAUGUUCGAUUAUGUCAUGGCGUUCGUAGUUUCCUUGUUACUUCUUUUAUCACAUUUUAUUUGCUUCGUCUCACCCCCCGUUUACUUCCGGAGCUGGAGUAUCGCAGAUAAGUGGCAUAGUGUAUUUUAAUUCUCGAAUGGAUCAUAGGGCUAUGGCAAGUUGA
Molecule: messenger RNA, 1577 nt
Organism: Tuber melanosporum (Perigord truffle)
Lineage: Eukaryota; Fungi; Ascomycota; Pezizomycetes; Pezizales; Tuberaceae
Exons: 3
Coding region: 1-1305 (434 amino acids)
Source: RefSeq, a predicted model, not a curated record